AGAUGCGCAUGCGUAGAAUGUAAAGAACGUCAGAGGGACUGUUCCGUUCGUUGUAGACUCAGUCAUCGUCAGUCGGUGUGUAUUCAGUGAGUACAGCACUAUAGAAAAGAAAUGGAAAGAAAAUUGUGUGCAGCGGUGGAGAGAGGUGAUAUUCAAUUAGUAACGCGUCUUUUCAAAUUGGGAGUUGAUGUUAAUACGCGUAAUGAGGAUGGGGACACUCUUCUGAUAAAAGCGUGUAGGAAGAAGAACAAGGAAAUGGUUAAGUUUCUGUUCACUAAAUCAGCAGAUGUUAAUGCGGCUAGUGGCUUGUUUGGGUGGACACCUUUGAUAAGAGCAGCAAUGAAUGGGUUGUACGACAUCAUUGACAUAUUAUUGAAGAGCAAAGAUAUUAACGUGAUGAAGAAAGAUGAUGAGGGAAUAACAGCCAUACAUCAUGCUGCAAUGAAUAAUCACGUGACCAUUGUAGAGAGACUUGUGUCUUGUUAUGUUCCUGUUGAUAUCAAUGAUAAUGAUGGUUGUACACCACUGUGGUAUGCUGCCCGUGAUGGUCAUGUGCGUUGUGUUGAUGUUCUCCUAAAACAUGGAGCGAGUCCCCAACAUGAGAGUAAGAGUGGAGAAUCACCACUGGACGUUGCCAGGCAAUGUGGUUACAGUGAUGUGGUUGAGAUGAUGGAAGAAGCCAUAAGAUCAAAGACACUGAAGAGAGAGGAGCACGUAGCUACAGUGACGUUACUGGAAAGACAGUUGGCAGAGAAAGACGUACAAUUACAAUCAAAGAGCAAAAAAGUGGCAGAGAAAGACAGGGAGAUUGCAUCUUUGAAAGAACGAUUGACAAGAAUCAGAGAUGUAGCUAAUGUUGAGAGUGAUGAGAUUGUGGAAGAUGAUGUGACAGCAGCCAGAGUUCAAUCUACUGGUAGCUCGUGUGCUCAGUCAACAGAGGAUGGUCAUAGACGUGAUUCGUAUUGUCAUCGAGUUCUGCGGGCAAUUCAAGGAGUUGGCUCUACCAGAUGGUAUCCACUCGGUCGUGAUUGUGGAGAAAGACGAGAUCAGCUGGACAAAUUCACUGUUCUGGUCAACGAUUGUGAUAAAGUUCAAGCUUUAUUUGAUGUGAUGGCACAGAAAGGAGGAGAGAAACAAGCAGCAGACAAACUACUUGACGCGUGCAAAACCAUACAAAAUCCAAUAUUCGCUGAAGUCAAAGAAGCGAUGGACAAAAUGUAAUUUGGGAAGAUGAAGAAACAAGGGAAGGACUUUUUGUAUUGCGUAUUAAUAGUGUUGUUGUAGUUAAAUGUCCUCAAUUGUGAUUUGUUGUCAUUUUUUAAUGCGAACGUAGCAGUCUAGUGAUUGUGUAGAAAAGUGAAGAUAUCAAAGGUGUUUGUAUCCUUCUGGUCAAUACUUACAUAUCAAUA
Molecule: messenger RNA, 1409 nt
Organism: Corticium candelabrum
Lineage: Eukaryota; Metazoa; Porifera; Homoscleromorpha; Homosclerophorida; Plakinidae
Product: espin-like protein
Exons: 10
Coding region: 112-1221 (369 amino acids)
Molecular function (GO): protein binding
Source: RefSeq, a predicted model, not a curated record